UAAAGCGAUUUCAGCGCAUGCAGGGACUCGUCCCUACGGCCACGGAUGGCAACAUGGCGACAGAGUUCCACAACCUGCAGGAGUUGAGGCACAGUGCGUCUCUGGCCAACAAAGUCUUCAUCCAGAGAGACUACAGUGAGGGAACCACCUGCAAGUUCCAGACCAAGUUCCCAUCCGAGCUGGAGAGCAGGAUUGAGCGGACACUGUUUGAGGACACUGUGAAGACGCUCAAUAACUACUACGCAGAGGCAGAAAAGAUUGGAGGCCAGUCUUAUUUGGAGGGCUGUCUGGCCUGUGCUACAGCAUAUCUUAUCUUCCUCUGCAUGGAGACACGCUAUGAAAAGGUAUUGAAGAAGAUAGCCAAGUACAUACAGGAGCAAAAUGAAACGAUCUAUGCUCCCAGAGGCCUGCUCAUCACAGAUCCCAUAGAAAGGGGAAUGCGUGUCAUAGAGAUUUCCAUCUAUGAAGACCGGGGCUCCAGUGGCUCCAGCUCAGGGAGCAGCUCUGUGUCCGGCAGCACCGCUCGAUGA
Messenger RNA from Scomber japonicus (chub mackerel), 530 nucleotides. RefSeq names its product golgin A7 family, member Ba (gene golga7ba). Bases 18 to 530 code for a protein of 170 amino acids. The record is from RefSeq and is a predicted model, not a curated record. Gene Ontology annotation, biological process: peptidyl-L-cysteine S-palmitoylation; protein targeting to membrane. Gene Ontology annotation, cellular component: palmitoyltransferase complex. NCBI's taxonomy places the organism in Eukaryota, Metazoa, Chordata, Actinopteri, Scombriformes, Scombridae. The transcript is spliced from 5 exons.